CUUCAAAGCGUCUCAGGUGUGGGAUAGAACCCGCGUCCACACAUCUACAACAUACACACAACCACGAGUGAGAAACCGACGCCGAAAAUAGCAGUUCGGCUCAAGAUGGCGACUGUACACGUCCUCGACGACUAUUACCUGGCCAUCACGGCGCUCAUCACAGUUGCAUAUCAGCUGUUUUUCUUCUCGAUAGCCUUCAGCUUCAAGUUCGACAAACUCACGGACUUCGCCGGCGGCACAAACUUCGUGGUUCUCGCCAUAAUCACCCUCUCCCUCAGCGGCCAUGCCCACGCACGCCAGGUCGUCGCCUCCAUCUUCAUCAUGCUCUGGGGCGCCCGCCUCUCGGCCUUCCUCUUAUUCCGCAUUCUCAAGACGGGCAAGGACGACCGCUUCGACGACAAGCGCGACAAGUUCUUCCCCUUCCUCGGCUUUUGGAUCUUCCAGAUGAUCUGGGUCUGGACUGUCUCGCUGCCCGUAACCGUGCUUAACUCUCCAAACGUCACGCGGUACCCGCAGCACGCCUUCGGCACGGGCCGCGACGUCGUCGGUGUUAUCUUCUUCGCCGUCGGCUUCGUCAUGGAGUCUGUCAGCGACGCGCAAAAGUACCGCUUCCGCCGGGACAAUCCGAGCCGGGAGGCCAUCUGCGACAAGGGCUUCUUCAAGGUCUCAAGGCAUCCGAACUACUUUGGCGAGAUCCUCAUCCAGUUCGGCAUCUACAUGAUCGCCGUGUCCUCCGCCGCGGACGGCUACGUCGGCGGCCAGGCCUUCAAGGCUCUCUACGCCACCAUACUCGGCCCCUUCUUCCUGACGCUGCUUCUCAUGUUCGUCUCGGGCCUGACGCUGCAGGAGCGGCCCGGCGCCAAGAAGCGCUACGAGAACGGCCAGAACUGGGAGGGCUACCGGCGCUACCUCGAGCGCACCAGCAUCCUGAUCCCCUUCCCGCCGCAGUUGUACGCCCGCCUGCCGACGGUCCUGAAGCGCACCGUCUUCCUCGAGUUCCCCAUGUACGUCUUCGACCCGGCGAAGCACUCCGACGCCGGGGCCCGCGCCGAGGAGGGCCACCAGCACGAGUCCAUUGCCAAGCCGGGAAACGGGAGGCCGAGCGGUGAGGAGUCGCUUGUUGGGCAGUCAUCGUGAGCUUGGCUUAGAGGGUAUAUUACGUAGGAACUAAUACGCGACGGGCAGAACAGGAUGAACGAAGUCUUGACAAAUAGACCAUGGAUUAAUACGCUAUUUCAAACACUCUUAAUUUCCCUUUGGAAAAGCAUGUUUACAUAUUACCUCCUGUUUUGUAAGCGACAUGAUGUUAACAGUGUAUUGAUUCAUGGUCUACUUGCUGAUACUUCAUUCCCACCUGCCUACUAGCUUAUACACUACUU
This is a messenger RNA of Colletotrichum navitas, 1379 nucleotides long. RefSeq lists its product as uncharacterized. The record is from RefSeq and is a predicted model, not a curated record. The transcript is spliced from 3 exons. Gene Ontology annotation, molecular function: oxidoreductase activity, acting on the CH-CH group of donors. Gene Ontology annotation, cellular component: membrane. Gene Ontology annotation, biological process: lipid metabolic process. Lineage: Eukaryota; Fungi; Ascomycota; Sordariomycetes; Glomerellales; Glomerellaceae. The coding region runs from base 106 to 1137 and encodes 343 amino acids.